This is a messenger RNA of Effrenium voratum, 945 nucleotides long. NCBI's taxonomy places the organism in Eukaryota, Dinophyceae, Suessiales, Symbiodiniaceae. The record is from the annotation of a GenBank genome assembly.
AUGGCCUGCUUCACCCCGCAAAAGCGCCGGCGAACGGAGGACGAGGCGAGGAGCUUAGAACGAGUACAUCCUCAGAUGAUGAAGUUCGUCGAGGAGACCUUCAAUGCUGCAAAGGAUCGCCUGGCCCACUCGCACGAGCGUGCGAGGGCCAUGUUCCACGCGGUGGAGGCGGAGGUGCUGCAGAGCGAGUCAGACCUGGUGCUGGCACUCCAUGAGGUCCGGUCCCGGGGCGUAGAGUUGGACGUGCUGCAGCACGAGCUCAAGCAGAGGCAGGUCCGCCUGGACGAGUGCACCGCCGAAAUCUCGCGGAUGCGGCCCAUUGCCAACCUGGCUCUGGGCGUGCGCGGGCUGCUUGAGAAGGGCGACUGUGACUCCCGGGACGUGCACCUGAUGGCCUUGCAGGAGCUGCUCAUCCGCCGCAACGAAGAGUCUUUGGCCAUGGCCCUGCCGGAGGUCCUAGGCAAGCCGCCCAGCUGCCGGAAAGGCUUUGACCUCAAGGUGCAAGAGCACUUGGAGAAUCUGGUGCAAACACUGGAGGGCACUGUGGCUCAGGCAGAGCAGGGCGAGAAGGACUUGGAGGCCUCCGUGGCGGAGGGGAAGCAGCUGCUGGCGAGAGCCGCCCAGGCGGAAGCUCUGGCAGCUGACCGAGUUCGCCAAGCCAAGCGGCCCUUCGAGGUGAACUGCCAGCAGAUGGCAACACUGCGCAAGGCAAUGUUCGAAUCCGAGGAGAAGGAGAUAUGCUUUGACGAGAUCGUGAAGUACAUCCAGCUACAGACUGGCCUGAAGAAACCGGACAGCUACUCAGGCGCACAGUCCAUCUCCACUGCGGCGCCAGACACGCCGCCCGCCCAGGAGGAGGAGGAGAAGCUGGAGAAGAUGGAGAAGCUGAAGCCGCAGCCUUUGGGCAAGAUGCAGUCAAUUUAUGCAUUUGAUUACGUCGGAUGA